Molecule: messenger RNA, 390 nt
Organism: Bemisia tabaci
Lineage: Eukaryota; Metazoa; Arthropoda; Insecta; Hemiptera; Aleyrodidae
Source: RefSeq, a predicted model, not a curated record
AUGUCGCGUAUUUACAGGAAGUACAUCAAGCUUCUAGAGAAAUGGCCUACGGACUCUACUAAAUCAGGAAGAGAUCUUGGUACGCAUUUACGUGAGGAAGUCAAAAAAGUGUUCGGUUCAGGCGUCAGUUUUACAGGUAAUGAGCAGCAGUGUGAAGAAAAUUACGCUAGUUUGAAGAGGAUCGUUGAUAAUCAUUAUUUUGAGAAGUACCCUCGCACCUACAAAUCUAGUGCUUCAGGUCUGAGCGCUGAAGACUGCAAGGCAGCCAUAAGUGACGACUUCUUGGAAUACCUUGAACACGAGGCAAAACCAACCUGGAAGCUCUGGCUAGAAAAUUUAAGAAAUAAAAACGUCUCGAGUCCUGCAAGUCAACCUCCCAUAAAUCCUUAG